GUAGUUGCAAGUGCACAAAAUUUUAGUAGUGGAGAGUUGCUAACCUUGCAUAAGAAAGGGCUUCUCAGCAACCUGAAAUCAAGAUCACUAUGGGGCAUUCUCCAACUUCUUGGAGGAUCAUCCAUCUGUUAGUCUUCCUGAUCAUUGUUCUUGACCACGCUCUCAUAAUCUCAGCAGAUACAGAUCCACAAGAUACCUCUGCCCUAAAUGGCAUAGCAGCUUCCUGGGAUAACGCCAAGUCCAAGCUAUCAGAAUGGGUUGGUAAUGAUCCAUGCGGCGAAAAAUGGCCAGGAGUGUACUGCACCCAGAAUCGUGUCACCUCAAUAAGGCUGUCAAGUUUUGGAUUGUCCGGAUCACUUUCAGGUGACAUACAGUCAUUGUCAGAAUUACAGUACCUGGACUUGUCUUACAACAACUUGAGCGGUCCACUUCCACCGAACAUUGGAUCCUUGAGUAACCUUGAAAGCCUGAGCGUUGUUGGCUGCCAAUUUUCUGGUGACAUACCAAAAGAACUCAGCCAACUCCCAAAGCUGCGGUUCCUGUCCUUGAACAACAACAGGUUUACUGGAAGUAUACCUCCAUCAAUUGGCAACCUUUCAAAUAUGUACUGGCUUGACUUGGGUGAAAAUCGUCUGACUGGAUCACUUCCAGUAUCUGAUGGAACCAAUACUGGAUUGGACAAUUUGACAAACGCUCUGCAUUUUCAUUUUGGGGUCAACCAGCUAUCAGGCACCAUACCAAGCCAGCUAUUCAAAUCAAAUAUGAAGCUCAUACAUCUGUUGCUUGAUAACAACAAUUUCACUGGCGGCAUUCCUCCCACAUUGACCCUUUUAACUAAACUUGAAGUCCUGCGUCUCGACAGAAAUUACCAACUGACUGGACCUGUUCCUGCCAGCAUCAAUAGCCUCACAAAACUACAAGAAUUGCAUCUAGAAAACAAUAAAUUGACAGGCCCUCUGCCAGACUUGACAGGAAUGGAUUCACUAUAUGUUGUCUCCAUGGGCAACAACAACUUCAGUUCAUCCAAUGUUCCAACCUGGUUCACAGCUUUGUCAGCCUUGACUUCACUGAACCUUGAGAACCUACACAUCACUGGGGAGCUUCCGCAGCCUCUUUUCAAACUCCCGGCUAUCCAGACACUGGGUCUUAAGGGCAAUAAUUUCAACGGCACACUAACCAUCGGAUCAGACUACAGCAGCACGCUCUCACUGAUUGAUUUGCAGGACAACCAGAUCACCACUCUCGCCGUGAGCGGGGCUCAGUACAACAAGAAACUCAUACUUGUUGGGAACCCAAUCUGUGUUCAGGGGAACAAUGAGGCACUGUACUGCAAAAGCUCACAGCAAGCGAACCCUGCAGCAAAGCCUUACUCUACUCAAUCCAUUUGUCCUGGAUUACCACCCACAUGCCUGUCGGACCAGUAUCUCAGCCCCAACUGCACCUGCGCGGUGCCAUACAUGGGUACUCUGCACUUCCGGUCACCACCGUUCUUCGACCUAAGCAACGAUACAUUCUUUGUACUCCUCGAGGAAAACAUGAAAGAAGCGUUCCUGGGCAAGCAGCUUCCUGUUGAGUCCAUUGCUCUGGAUAACCCGGCAUUCGGUCCUAGCAACAACUUGGAUAUAAACUUGAGAGUGUUCCCAAGCGGAAAGAUUCGGUUCGGCAAAGAAGAUAUCUCCUACAUUGGGUUCAUGCUCAACAACCAGACCUACAAGCCUCAUGCUCCUGGUAUAAAUUAUGGGCCAUACUAUUUCAUUGGGCAAUCCUACCCAUUCGCUGAGACACUAUCAGCACCCAGACAGACGAAAAAGAACCAGUCCCUCAUCAUUGGUGUGUCAGCUGGUGGAGCUUUUGUUGUUGUGUCACUGCUUGUUCUUUUUACAGUUCUGUUUUUCAGGAGGAACAAAAGGCCAAAGCUGCAGCCACAACCCAGGAGCCCAUCUUACGCUUCAUGGGACAUCAAGAGCACCAGCAUCAGCACCCCGCAUCUCCAAGGCGCGCGGGUGUUCACAUUCGAUGAGCUGAAGAAAAUCACAAACAGCUUCUCCGAUGCUAAUGACAUUGGAACUGGUGGCUAUGGGAAGGUCUACAGAGGAGUACUCCCAAAUGGGCAUCUAAUUGCAGUCAAAAGAUCCGAGCAAGGGUCCUUGCAAGGCAACCUAGAAUUCCGGACUGAGAUAGAGCUCCUAUCCAGGGUUCAUCACAAGAACCUUGUCAGCCUUGUGGGAUUUUGCUUUGACCAGGGUGAGCAAAUGCUGGUCUAUGAGUAUGUGCCCAAUGGCACACUCAAGGACAGCCUCACAGGGAAGUCUGGGGUGCGCCUAGAUUGGAAGAGACGGCUGCGAGUAGUACUUGGUGCAGCGAAAGGCAUCGCGUACCUGCAUGAGCUUGCAGACCCUCCGAUAGUACACAGGGAUAUAAAGUCAAGUAACAUUCUUCUUGAUGGAAACCUCCACACAAAGGUUUCCGACUUUGGUCUCUCCAAGCCUCUGAACCAGGAUGGAAGGGGUCAGGUCACAACUCAAGUGAAAGGAACCAUGGGAUAUUUGGACCCUGAAUACUACAUGACCCAGCAGUUGACCGAGAAGAGCGAUGUCUACAGCUUCGGUGUGCUACUACUUGAAGUGAUAACGGCGAGAAAGCCAUUAGAGAGGGGAAGGUACAUCGUGCGUGAGGUGAAAGGUGCAAUGGAUAGGACCAAGGACCUAUACGGCCUCCAUGAGCUCCUAGACCCAAUGCUAGCACCCACGUCGCUGGCCGGCUUCGAACUGUAUGUCGACUUGGCUUUGAAGUGCGUGGAGGAGGCAGGAAUGGACCGCCCAUCAAUGAGUGAGGUGGUGGCGGAGAUUGAGAAGAUCAUGAAGAUGGCAGGCGUAAACCCAAAGGUCGACUCGGCAUCAAACUCGAUGAGCUACAACAGCAGGACACCGCGUCAUCCAUACAGUGGAGAGUCUCAAUUUGAUUACAGUGGUGGCAUCCCAUCUUCGUCCAGGGUUGAACCAAAAUGAUCAGUUCGGUCGGCCCACAAUGAUCUCCAUGUAAAUAACUUGGCGCUUGUUUGUUUGUGUACAGUUCAUCAAGGUUCUGAACUGCUUCGUACAGUGACUUUCUUCUGGAAUUUCUGUAUGAUUAAUUAGCUAACAAUCUGGGUGUGUAAGUUGUUGUGCUAGAAAUCUCCUGUUGGUAAUGCCUUUUAUAUACGACACUUUUUUAGUGUUAUCUGUCA
This is a messenger RNA of Oryza sativa Japonica Group (Japanese rice), 3226 nucleotides long. Its product is annotated as leucine-rich repeat receptor protein kinase HPCA1. Gene Ontology annotation, molecular function: protein binding; ATP binding; protein kinase activity. NCBI's taxonomy places the organism in Eukaryota, Viridiplantae, Streptophyta, Magnoliopsida, Poales, Poaceae. The record is from RefSeq and is a predicted model, not a curated record. Gene Ontology annotation, biological process: protein phosphorylation.